Scophthalmus maximus (turbot) is the source of this 4157-nucleotide messenger RNA. Its product is annotated as transcription elongation factor A N-terminal and central domain-containing protein. The record is from RefSeq and is a predicted model, not a curated record. Gene Ontology annotation, biological process: DNA-templated transcription. NCBI's taxonomy places the organism in Eukaryota, Metazoa, Chordata, Actinopteri, Pleuronectiformes, Scophthalmidae. The transcript is spliced from 2 exons. Bases 2161 to 3123 code for a protein of 320 amino acids. Gene Ontology annotation, cellular component: nucleus.
CGCGGAGCCGUGUGAGUGUUUUCGGGAAUUCCAGUCAUUUGUGGCUGGAGAAACAAAAGCCAGGGGGUCGGUGGUGUAUCAACUGUCGACCGGUAAAAGAGAGGGGCUUUUUUCUUCUUUUUUUUUUGUCUCUUACAUAUGUUCACUGAAGGCUCAGCUGGACCGCACCCAUCUCAACACACACACACACACACACACACACACACACACACGCACACACACACACACACACAAACACACGCUGUAGAAGGCAACACUCGGGUUGAGGUUGUUGACCCUCCUGUGUCUGAAGGUCACAGGUUCAGUCCACUAAGUCCACUUAACUACAACGGCAAACAGAGAAAAACACACACCUCCAACAGACGUGCACUUCUUGACAAUCUUGGGCAGUAAGGCGACUCAAAGCCUCCUGGAAGCUUUGGGGUUUUUAAACAGUGCUCUUUGAAGACUUGAGAACAAGAAUCGAUUAUACGAAAAGACACCGUCUUUCCCUCGGGUUUCCCUCAGGGCCUCCGCCGCUGUUGGCCCCAGGUGGGGCCAUUAAUCUCAAAAGUGUUCAAUAUAAGUCUAGGAGGGUGAUGUCAUAUCUCUGGUUACAUAAUGGCUCGCCUGCCUAUCUAUUUACGUAUAUGCCAUGGAGCUGUCUGCGUAUGAAAAAUAAUAUGUAAUUUGAUGGGAGUGUACUUUCAAACAUGUUGCUGCUGUUGACUGAAGUUGACUCACGUUCUAGUCCAGUUGAAGUCUAAUGUAAAAAAAAAUCAGCCAGGUUUUACUUCUCUAUGCCAACUCUGUUGACAAAACCAUCAAUGUGUGUUUUACAUGUAGAUGUGUGAAAUUUCCUUUCGGCCACUGAACCAAAAUGAUCAGGACAAUGUUUUUUUGACUGGACUUUUUGAGGGAAGAACACAGGAAGGGGUUGUUCUUUUUUGUCAUCUAACCUCAAGUCAAGGCCCAAAAUCAAUUAAUUCUAAUUAAAUUUGUUGUGGCAAUGAAGUGGCAACUUUGGUGAACUUUGACCCCCUGAACUGCCCGGACAGUGCUGACAGAGCUGCAGUGUCCAAAAUAGAGAGAGCUACUGUAGCUUAUUAGCUGUGUCACAACGUUCGCUGUUGUAUAACCUCUUCUGUUUGAGGAUAAAGUGCUGCACAAAACACAUUUGUAUCCACAGUGUUAUAUUAUUCAGUGUUAUCGGAUGUAGUCAGUUGCCAUAUUCUCUACCAUCACUUUGGAAUAUUCCCAUUCAAAUAAUAUGGAUUUUUUUUUAAACAUUUGAACCCUUCAGCAAUGUCACAGUAAUGUAUGUGAUUGACUCAAACAAUGUCACCGGCUCUGAGAGCACAAGACCAGACUAGUCUGUCCACUGUCAUGGUGUUGAUGCUCAGAAACAUUUUCUUGUGGCAGGUACACAAUCCGUUCCUUAUCCUAAACAUUCAUCUUCCUCUUUCGCACAAUGCAAUUGCACAACAGCUGAGGGGCUUGUCUCUGCCUGUUGUGAGAUACCUUCCACUCUUGCAUUCUUGCCUGGUGGCUUUUUGGCUGUUUGUGUGCACGGUAAUGCAAGCUUCUGCUUGUAGAUGCCAAAACAUCCAGCCCUGUAGGUCCUGCAAAUCAGUACAGCAACCAUAUAUAUUAAAAAAAAAGACACUCUAUGAAGAUACUUGAAACUUUCUCUUAAUUGGGUUCUGGAAUCCCUGAAAUAUGGAAUAUGAGUCAAGCCCUUUUUUUGAUUCGACAUAGAAAUUAAUCCAUUUUGUGAAAAUACACAAAAAUCAAUCCGGAAUAAUAGAUUAAACCCAUCACAUGGCAGUACAAGGACCUGAAACAAUAAGAUUCACGAUCAAUCUCUCAUGUAUGGUGCUCAUGUUGGACAUUUUGCUUUAUCCUCCAUCCCACAAAGAUAACAUAUCAAUCAAAAUAAAUUCAACAAAAACAAAAAUCCCAAAAAACUAGCUGUCACACGUCAGUGUAAAUUCCACUGCUGGUAAACUAAUCCCACACCUUCAUCGUCACAUUGUGGGUCUCUGAGACUGUAGCACCAUCUAGAGGUGGAGUCAGGUAGUGACACUGUUUGGAAAAUAUUCAACAUGGCGGCUUCCUUGUAGACGUUUUUUGGCGAUUGCUGCGUGAAGAAGCUGGAAACCAUGACGCUGUUCAGACACCAUGGAUGCCAGAGAAAUAAUCCAGUGUGUGCGGCAGAUGGAGAAGUUCACCGCAGACAGACACUAUGGGGACAUCUUGACCCUCCUCGGUGACCUUGACAGGUCGCAGGUCACAGCAGAGCAGCUGGAGAUGACGGACAUCGUCAAAGUUCUCUAUAUGGUCCUGAAAACCUGCUCCGACGGCGGCGUGAAGAAGACAGUUAAGGGUUUGUUGUCCAAGUGGAAAAGACAAUACACCAAAGAGGCACGAGGAGGGAAAUGCUCGGGGGACAGACGUGUGUCCGAUCAGGGGGGCUCCCACUCUGGUUCCUCACAGGCAGGUAGCAGGCAGGCCGCUGCAGAGCAAGAAGCUUUGUCCACGUCGGAAAAAGACGACCUCCGGACUCUGACUUCCACUGCCGAGAACACAUCCGCAUCUUCAGAUUUCCCAUCUGUAAGAGCCAAAUGUGCCCAGCUGCUCCUCGCCGCCCUCAGCCCCAACGCACCUGAUCAGGACGCGGCUACACAGCUGGCUGGAGACAUCGAGCAUCACGUCCACGAGCGCCACAAAUCCAGUCGAGUCAAAUACAAAACCUGCGUGAGGAGCAAGGUAGCCAACUUAAGGAAUCCUAAAAAUGGUCACCUAUGUCAGGGCCUGCUGAGCGGCUCCCUGUCGCCCGAAGCCUUCGCCCGGAUGUCGGCAGAGGAGAUGGCCGGCGCAGAGCUGCGGCAGCUCAGAGAGGAGUUCUCAUCUCGCGGUGUGAGCGAGAGGCAGCUCCCUCAAGCGGUGGAAGGGACGCAGACGCAGAAGAUUUGCUGCAAAAGAUGCGGAGGGUCGGACUGUAGAGUGACGCAGGUGUCCAGGGGUGCCCUCUUCUUGCCCGCGUGGGUGAGGCGUGGUGCCCCUGAUGAGGAUGCAAUGACCUUUGUGACCUGCAGUGGGUGUGGGCAGCAGUGGUACCACAGUGCCUGGGCCUGUCUCUAAAUUCAAGUGUCACUGUUAUUGUGUUGAUCAGCUGAUUAUUUUCUCACUGAAAAAUGGUUUGGUUCAUAAAUGUCAGAAAAAAUGUCACACUUUACUUCUGUCCCAAGUUGAUUUUGUUUUUCAUUUUUCGGACUGACAGGUCAACCCCCCAAAAUGUUCAACGUCGACAAUAGUUUCAGCUCUUUCACUUUGUGAAACCACUCUCAUUUUAGUGGUUUUCCUGUUUUCAACACAGAUUAAAUGUUUUAUAUAUUGGCGGACACUUUUAUAACCAAUCACAACAAUCUUAAAAGAGUUGAAAACAUUAUGGUCAAGGUUUAGCAGCUAGUUUCUUCAUAUGAUGAUAGUGCUGUUGAAAUGUUUUUUUUAAUGCUCAUAUUAUUUUAUUGUUGCAUGGCAGAAUGUGGAAUUUAAAGCCUUCGGCUCAACUGGAGUUAAGUCGCUGCCUAACUACAGCUGCAGACUUGAAAAACCACAACUUUUCACGAGGCAGCUCUCGUCAUCUCCUUUUCCCGCAGAAUCAUUUCCUGUAUCCUCCACUCGCUCUAAUUGCCCAUCAGCUUCCUUAACGGUAGCUCACUAAAGCUGCUCUUCCUGGCUCCUCUCUCUCAUUUGAUGUGUAGGAACAAUGUGAAGCCACUGACAUUAAGCUUUGCCCUCACUAAUGUAUAAUUUUAGUGAUAUAUAAGGGGCGGAAGGUGGAUUCUGUUGCACUUAUUGUAAGCCAUUCGGGCUAUGAAUGCUGGGUAAAUUCAUUUAAAAGGGAAAGAAAGAAAACACUGCAUUCAUUUGGAGUGGAUGAGACAUGUGACCUUAGAAAACUGUGAGCAUGUGAGUCAGUAAUCUCUUUUCAUGCCCCAACCCAUGUUAAGAGAUAUUGCAUAAAACAGUGACAUAGGUCAUUUAACCUUGUGUUUCCCAUGAUGUUUUGGGGUCAUGCCCCCGGGCACAAGUGAUGACCCCAGGGUCAUCUUGUGACCCCUCAUUUAUUUCUUUGAGGGACUCUCACAAUAAAGCUCCCAAUUUAACCCACA